AGCAAUUUUGUUCUUGGGAAUGCACAAGUGGAGAGGGACUACCCUAUAGUGUACUGUUCUGAUGGCUUCUGUGAGCUUACGGGGUUCGCCAGGGCAGAGGUCAUGCAAAAGAGUUGUGCUUGCAAAUUUAUCUACGGGCCUGAUACAACGAUAGAGAAAAUAACGUUAAUACAGAACUCUUUACUGAACAGAGAGGAACUCAAAACCGAAGCACUCUUCAGGAAGAAAAACUUAACCCCAUUCUGGUGCCUUCUAGACAUAGUGCCGAUCAAAAAUGAGAAAGGAGAUGUGGUACUCUAUCUUGCGUCCCACAAGGACAUCACCAAAACCAAGAUGGCCUCCAUGGACGAAGAUAAAGACUUCGACGAAGAAGAAGAAGAUUCUGAGAAUAACUACCUCAACGAACUUCCGUCAAACUACAACUACAACCGGAGGAGAAGCCGUGCGGUGCUCUAUCACCUCUCAGGGCAUCUCAAAGAACAAGAGAAAAAGAAAAAGAGAAGAAAACUCAAACUUAACAGUGGCCUGUUAUCCCCUAAAUCCACAGUACUACCGGAAUAUAAAGUGGCCGCCAUGAAGAAAUCGCGGGGCAUUGUACUCCACUAUAGCUUAAUUAAGUCCAUAUGGGACUGGUGUGUGUUACUUGCUACGCUCUACAUUGCCAUUGUCGUGCCAUUCAACGCAGCAGUACAUCAAGAGAAUGAACUGGUUAUUACCAUUCUCGAUAUCAUCAUCGAGAUCAUUUUCAUCAUAGAUGUCGUGAUCAACUUCCGAACGACUUACGUGAGUAAAUCAGGGAAAGUGGUUUACGAGGCGAGAGCGAUAGGACUGAACUAUAUACGGAGUUGGUUCUUCAUAGACUUGUUAGCAGCCGUUCCCUUUGAUAUACUCACACAAAUAUUCAAAUUAAAGUUGGAUACCAUUCAACUCAUCAAGUUAGCUAGGUUACUCCGUCUUCUUCGAUUGCUCAACAAGAUUGAGCGAUACUCUCAGUACAGUGCUAUCGUUCUCACCUUCUUCAUGCUGGCCUUUGCCCUGCUCGCUCAUUGGCUGGCCUGUAUCUGGUUCGUGAUUGGUCGAAUGGAGCUUAGUAAAAACGACGAUGGGUGGGACUUAGGUUGGAUCGUGGAUCUGGGAGAACAACUGAAGAGGCCUAUAUUAGACUCGAACAGUACUGGUCCGGGGAACAAUAGUAUAUACAUCACAGCUCUAUACUACACACUAAGUAGUCUUACAAGUGUAGGCUUUGGCAACGUGUCUGCCAACACCAACACGGAGAAGAUCUUCACCAUCUUAGUCAUGUUCCUUGGAGCACUGUGUCACGCCGCGGUUUUCGGUAACGUGACAGCCAUCAUCCAACGCAUGUAUUCCCGACGCGCUCUCUACUACACGAAGCUACGCGACCUGAAAGACUUCGUGCGCUCCCACCACAUUCCACCAGCCUUAAAGACCCGGAUGCAAGAGUAUUUCAUGACCUCGUGGUCAAUAAACAUGGGUAUCGAUACGACAGAGAUGCUGCAGACAUUCCCUGAGGAGCUACGAGCCGACAUUGCUAUGCACCUUCACAAAGAAUUCCUAGCUCUUUCUAUAUUCGCUGAUGCCAGCCAAGGAUGCCUAAGAUCACUCUCAUUGAAGAUCAAGACAAGUUUCUGUGCACCUGGGGAAUACAUCGUCCAUCAGGGGGACGCCCUCGGCGUUAUAUACUUCUUGCUAAACGGGUCAAUGGAGAUUCUACGACAUGGAAUGGUCGUCGCUAUUUUAGGUAAGGGUGACCUCUUCGGAUGUGACCUCUACAUUACUGAAACUGUCAUCUCAUCAAGUGGCGACAUCCAUGCUUUGACUUACUGUGACCUUCAGUCCGUCACGCGGCUAGAACUCUUGGAAGUAUUGGCCAGUUACCCAGAAUACCAAACGAAAUUCCAGCAAGAAAUAUCACGUGAUUUGACCUUUAACCUUCGGGAAGGUUACGAUUCAGAGCAAUAUUGGAGCUCCACACAAAAUCCUCCAGAUCCUGAUUAUCCUGCGGAAAAAGCUCAGAAAAUGAAGAAGUUCCUUCGAAGAUGGAGAAAGCGAGCCAGAGCAGAAGAAAAGUAUUCGUACUGCGAAACGAACAACAGCGAAAGAAAUACAAGGCUGACGUCAAUCUCAGAAGUGCGUGACGAAGACGAGGUUGGGACGUCGAAACAGACGAGAGAUUCGUCGACGGACACGGGCGAAGAUGGCAUGGAGAACAGGCAUAUGUUGCUUGAUGUCAGCAACUCUAUAGCCACAUCUGUGCCACCAGAUCUCAGUCCAAGGGUUGUGGACGGUGUAGAAGAUGAAGGCAGUCCAUUCAAACGUCACAGCUUUGAAUUCCCUGCAGCACGCAGCAAUGCCCAUUCUGCAGCAUCAAGGCAUCGCAGUCUAACCUUAGCACCUCGUCAGCCACUGGUCGGAGAAUGCCGCAUGCGAACUAGCUACACAGCCCCGCAGUUGUCUCAAGAUCAAACAACAAGAUCGAACUCAUCAGAUUCUCUCUACCAAGAAGAUCUUAGACAUGAGCUUGAGUACACCAGGAACAGUGUGGAACGUCUUGACAAACAGGUAUCGAACCUGAGCAGAGAUGUUUCCAACCUGAGCCAAGACUUGAGGGCGGUUGUCAAGCUGCUUCAGGUCAUAGGUCCAAUAGCAUCAACCUCUGCAAACCAAGCUGCAAAUGCAGUGGCGGCCUCAUCGGGUCUCAACGGUCCAGCCACACCAGGUCUUCCCGCGCCUCCGGCACCAUGUAUCAUGACAGUCAAAAUCGGACAGAGUGGCGAGGAGGAUAUCAUCCACGUACAAAGACAAGAUGGCGUCUUAGAGACCAGUCUCGGUGGAGGAAUCCCCGAGUUGCCUCCAGGCACCAUGGGGCCAACGGUCGCAGCCCUGGCAUCCGCAGUGAUGGCCUCUGCCAGUAGUAACAGUGCUUGCUCCACAUUAGAACGACCAAGGAAAAGAACCAACAGCAGUGAUACAGCGAAAGACGACGAAGGUGCUUCAGGGAGCAGAGUAAAAGAAACAAACCUAGUAUUGUUCCAAGGGCCUGAUGAGAACAUGACUGAAUCAGAGAGUCUGGAAAGAUUAGACUAUGACUCGGAGAAUGGAACAGAUUUAUGAAACUGUUCCUUGUCGACAAAGUAUCUAGAAGGAGAAAGAAAAUAUACUUUCAUCAAACCAUUCCUUGCUCACUCACUCAUGACUCUCCAAUUUUAUUUUCCAACAAUUUCUCUUGUGUACCUCGACUGUACUCUACGCAAAAGGGCAACUUUUGAUGUGUCUUGCUCCAAGAGCAACCGCGUUUCAAACAAUAGUGUAAACAUUAAAUAUUAUAAGACUUGUUAAUUUUUUUUCAAGAAGUUUUGCACAUUUUUACAUUGUUUUAUAUGCAGAGUAGAUAGAUUUUUGUAAUUUAAUCGUAUCAAGGUAUUUUCCGAUGUUACCAGUUAUGCAUCAUUGUACUAACUACACUAAUACAUACGAGGCUGAAGCUUUAAUAAUAAGGAUGAUAGUUAUAACAUCCACACGUGUAUGCUUAUCGCACAACAUCGUAUAUUUUGCACUGAAAUCUGUUUUGUACUUUUUAAAUACUUUGAUGGAUUUCUUUGACGUGAUGUAAUAGACCUGUUUGCUGAUUUUAAGCAUACUCAUUGAACAAAACUUGUAUGCAUCUUCUUAAAUAGCAACAGCUAGUGUAUGCAAAUUAGAUUUCAUCUACGGAGAUGCCAUCUUUCAUAACAGAUUCAUUAAAUAGUUGGUAAUCAGGGGUUCUGAAAAGAAAGAUGCAUAAUCAGAAAUACAUUAGUAAAUAAGACUAUUCUAUCAAAGCCGUACCUCGGCUUACAACAAAGUUAAUCAGCUCAUCAUGAUAGAGAUAUCAAUACAAUAUAAACGAAAAGAAUUUUA
Messenger RNA from Strongylocentrotus purpuratus (purple sea urchin), 3921 nucleotides. Its product is annotated as potassium voltage-gated channel subfamily H member 8. Bases 103 to 3135 code for a protein of 1010 amino acids. Lineage: Eukaryota; Metazoa; Echinodermata; Echinoidea; Camarodonta; Strongylocentrotidae. Gene Ontology annotation, cellular component: membrane. Gene Ontology annotation, molecular function: voltage-gated potassium channel activity. Gene Ontology annotation, biological process: potassium ion transmembrane transport; regulation of membrane potential. The transcript has 18 exons. The record is from RefSeq and is a predicted model, not a curated record.